Molecule: messenger RNA, 5917 nt
Organism: Macadamia integrifolia
Lineage: Eukaryota; Viridiplantae; Streptophyta; Magnoliopsida; Proteales; Proteaceae
Product: DDT domain-containing protein PTM-like
Exons: 11
Coding region: 429-5594 (1721 amino acids)
Source: RefSeq, a predicted model, not a curated record
UUGGGACUCUCUGGAGUCUGGCCAAAUAGGGCAGAGAAGAGUAACACUACCCCAUCUUCUCUAUAACUCGUCCUUCCCAUAUUCUGUUCUCUCUUUACAUCUCUCCUCUUCUCCCUUAUCUCCCUGUUUUCUUCACUUCUCCCCUUCAUGAAAAGCUCUUUAGCCCAUCGUUGAUUUGCGGUUUGCGAACCCUACUAACAAGUUGAAUGUUGGUUUAAUCAGGGUGCGGCUGUUGUUGUGGAGGACCUGUGGAAACCCUAGAUUUGUUUUGGGAUUUUUCUUGGGUUUUGUGAAGGAAUCCUCUUAAAAGAGGGUAUUUUAUGAUCUAGAGGUUGUUUGAAACCCUAGUUUAUUGGGGAAGGGGUUUGUAAUUUUGUUUUUUGUUUUUUGUUUUGUUUUGUUUUUUUACUUAGUUUGAGUUGUGGCGCAUGGAGUUCGAGGAAACUAGAUCUGAGGAUCGUGCAAGGAAGAGGAGAAAGAAGGGAGUUCAUGGUCGACCGGAGAGUUUGGUUAGCAGUAGAAAACCGGGGAGUUUGGUUAGCAGUAGAAAGGUGGUUGGGACUAGAUCAAAGGCUCUGGUGGGAAGAUAUGUUAGGAAGGAGUUUGUUGGGAUUGGAGUUUUCCUUGGGAAGGUUGUUUCUUAUAGUAGUGGACUGUACAGAAUCGAUUACGAGGAUGGGGAUUGUGAAGACUUGGACAGUGGUGAGAUUCGGGACAUUCUAUUAGGGGAGGGUGAUUUUGACAGGGACCUUAAUGCCAGGAAGGAGAAGUUGGAUCAGUUGAUUUCGGUUGGUGACACGAAUGCAACAAAUAGAAGAUUGGACCAGAAUGUUGGGGAUUCUGCAAAUGGCUUCAAUGAGGUUGAAGCAUAUUCCAUCAGUAAGUUGGGUUCUGAUCAUGAGAAAGACUUUGAAGGAGAAGGAGUUCAUCUUGAUGAAGACGCUGACUCUUCUAGUGACUCAUGUGAGUAUGUUCGAGUUUGCAAUUCUGGCAUGGAGAUUGAACAUCCUUCUGUCCCACCGCCUGCACUACCUCCAUCGUCAGGCAAUAUAUGCGUGCCUGAGGAAUCUGUUUCUCAUCUGUUCUCUGUUUAUUGUUUUUUGCGUUCAUUUAGUAUACAGUUAUUUCUGAGCCCCUUUGGACUGGAUGAUUUUGUGGGGUCACUUAACUGUGUUAUCCCUAACACAUUGUUGGAUGCUAUUCAUGUUGCUCUCCUGCGUGCAUUAAGACGUCAUCUUGAGAUGCUAUCUUCCAAUGGUGCUGAGCUUGCUUCAAAGUGCUUGAGGCGAAUAGAUUGGAGCUUGCUCGACUCAUUGACAUGGCCUGUUUACUUAGUUGAGUAUUUUCUGGUAAUGGGCUACACAAAGGGACUAGACUGGAAAGGGUUUUAUGAUAUUGUCAUAGACAGGGAAUAUUACACCUUGUCUGUGGCUAAGAAGCUUAUGAUCCUGCAAAUAUUGUGCAACAACGUCAUAGAAUCUGCAGAGCUAAGAGCAGAGAUUGAUACGAGGGAAAACUCAGAGGUGGGGACAGAUUUUGAUGGGCCAGUUAGUGCCUCUUGGGACAAUGUGCCGAGAAGGGUGCAUCCUAGAUAUUCCAAGACCUCAGCUUGUAAAGAUGCCGAACUCAUGGAGAUUAGUUCUGAAACUCAUGAGGUGAAGUCAACUGGCCCUGAUGGCUUGAUGGGUUCUAAAGUUUCUGAACUGGAUACAAAUGCCGCUGAUCUUGACCAAGAUGGAAAUAGUGAUGAAUGCCGGCUCUGUGGCAUGGAUGGGACCCUCAUUUGUUGUGAUGGGUGUCCUUCAGCUUACCAUUCAAGAUGUAUUGGUCUGAACAAAAUGCAUCUACCAGAAGGAUCUUGGUUUUGUCCGGAAUGCACAAUUAAUAAAAUGGCAUCUACUCUUCAUAUAGGAACAGGCCUUAGAGGAGGAGAGAUUUUUGGUAUUGAUCCAUACGAGCAGGUCUUUUUGGGUACUUGUAACCACUUACUAGUGCUCAAUGCCUCAAUGAACACAGGAGCUUAUUCCAGAUAUUACAGUCCGAUCGACAUUCCUAAAGUCCUGCAAGUACUUUGUUCAUCUGUAGAGCAUAAAAAUCUGUACACGGUGAUAUGCAACGGCAUUAUAAAGUAUUGGAAAAUUUCUCAAGCUUGUAAUUAUUCUCUUCCUGUGAAAACUGAAACUGCUACAUAUCCAGCAGACGAGAAGGAAGAGGCAAUGGUUUCAACUCCACUCUUUCCCUUUUCUGGUAAAAAAACCUGCAAGUUAAUGGAUACAAAUGAUGGUGAGAAUUCUGCUAGCAGUUUAACUGAAAAUAAUGUGGGCAAUGCAACAUUAUCUUGUCCGGGGAAUGAUUGCCAAGAAACUGGGUUUAAUUGUACCUCCUUUAUUACAGUGAGCCAAGUUGAUUCUCACAGCCUCAAGAAAGAUGAUUAUGCUACAACUCAACUGGUUGGGCAACUUGAAAAUAACAAACUUCAUGAGCAGCUUGGAACUGAAUCUACUGUGUCUAAUGGGUCUGUUAGCCUGCUGGCUGACCCCUCUGACUUAAACAACCAAAGCUUAGCUGAUAAAUCAAUUUUGUUAGAAACUGCUACCUGUACCUCAGGAAACAGGCAUGGUCCUAAGAAGGAAAAUGGAAAUGGUGUAGCUUUGCCCACAACUAGUGGUCCUUUGAGCAUGGUUUCUGAAAGCACAGAAGGUAAACAUGGUACUGGUGUGACAAGUAAAGUAGACAUGAUUCACGCUUGCUCAUACAUGGGAUCAAACUUCAAAACCCAGACUUAUGUGAAUCAGUAUGUUCUUGGUGAUGCUGCUGCAUCUGCUGCUGCUAAUCUGGCUGUUCUUUCAUCUGAAGAAAGUCGAGUCUCUGAGUCUAACGCUCUAUCAAAUACUAGGAAAUUUGUGUCUGCAAAUGUCUCACUUCAAAUGAAAGCAUUCUCUUCUGCUGUCUUUCGUUUUUUCUGGCCAAACUCUGAGAAGAAGCUAAUGGAGGUUCCAAGGGAAAGAUGUGGUUGGUGCCUUUCAUGCAAGGCUCCUAUUACAAGCAAGAAAGGAUGUCUUCUAAAUUUAGCUGCCUCAAAUGCAUUGAGAGGAGCUGCGAGGAUUCAUGGUGGCCUUCGUCCCAUAAAAAAUGGAAAGGGAAAUCUUCCUGAUAUCGCAGCAUAUAUUUUGUACAUGGAAGAGAGUUUAAGUGGUCUUACAGUUGGACCCUUCCUGAAUUUAAGUUAUAGAAGACAAUGGCAUAAAAAAGUUGAACGAGCUACUACCUGUACUGUUUUAAAGCUCCUCUUGCUUGAACUCGAGGAACACAUUCGUGUAGUUGCUCUUUCUGGGGCCUGGUUCAAGCUGGUGGAUGAUUGGUCAGCGGAGUCUUUUGUGGCCCCAAGGACCAUGUGCUCUGGUGGAUCAACUCAGAAGCGUGGAGCAGCUGGGAGGCGGAGUAGGAAACAAUCUGCGACAUCUGUAAUCACAGUUGAUCCUAACAAAGGUACCAUGUUGGAUGUAAACUGGUGGAGAGGAGGGAAGCUUUCAAAGAUGGUAUUUCAGAGAGGAAUUUUGCCGUGUUCAAUAGCUAAAAAAGCAGCUCGUCAAGGUGGUUCUAGGAAGAUUUCUGGUAUUUAUUACGCUGAAGGUUCUGAGAUUCCUAGAAGAAGCCGGCAAUUUGCUUGGAGAGCAGCAGUAGAAAUGAGUAAGAAUGCAUCACAACUUGCACUUCAGGUGAGGUACCUUGACUUGCAUGUCAGAUGGAGUGAUCUUGUUUGUCCUGAUCAAAGCUUGCAAGAUGCUAAAGGAUCAGAAGCUGAAGCUUCUGCUUUCCGAAAUGCACUUGUCUGUGAUAAGAAAGUCCAUGAAAGAAAGAUUACGUAUGGAUUACAAUUUCCCAAUCAGAAGCAUCUCUCAUCCCGUGUGAUGAAGAACAUUAUAGAAACUGAACCAAUCCAAAAUGGGCAAGAGAAGUUUUGGUUUUCUGAAUUUCACAUCCCUGUAUACCUAAUUAAAGAAUAUGAAGAGGAAGCUGAAAAGGCCCUUGUAGCCAAUAAGGAUUCUCACAUAGUGUCCAAGUUACAAAGAAGACAGCUGAAAGCUUUGCGGAGGGAUAUAUUCUACUAUCUUAUGCUUAAGGGGGACAAUUUAGACAAGAACUCUUGCAUCUCAUGUCACAAGGAUGUUCUAUUCAGGAACAUGCUAAAGUGCAGUGCAUGUCAAGGUUAUUGUCACAAGGAGUGCACCAUGCCUGCAACAGAUAACAUGAAAGAUGAGUUGGAAUUUCUGGUCCUGUGUAGUCAGUGUCACCAUGCCAAUGCUCUUGUUUCAAAUGAGAAUAGUAAGAAUUCCAUGAUCAGCCAAGUCUUUCAACCAGAAGAUCAGAUACCAGUGAUCAAAGGCACUCAACAAAAUGGUUAUGAUAAAUCGUUACUACGCAUUAGAAGUGCAGAGAUGUCUGCAAGCAUGAAGCCAUCUGCUAGAGAUACUAACUCAGUUACCAAAAGUCGACGUGGGGCCCUUGCUUUCUAUGGUCUUAUAAAGAAGAAAAAGAAGGAAAAUACUGAGACUGGUGCUGAUUUCAGGGCUAAUAACCUUCUCCUUAAAGGAAGCGCAGAUAUGAAACCAUCAUUGCAACCCAUUUGUCACUUGUGCCGUGAGCCUUACAAUUCUGAUUUGAUGUAUAUCCGUUGUGAAUCAUGCAGAAAUUGGUAUCAUGCUGAUGCUGUGCAACUCGACGAAUCCCAGAUUUUUGAUGUCGUGGGGUUUAGGUGCUGCAGGUGCCGGAGGAAAAGCUCACCACUAUGCCCUUACAUGAACCAUGAUAGGUAUGAAGGACGCUCAAAGGCUUCUAAGCGAGGCAUUUCAGCAACAAGCACUGGAUUAUACAGUCAACAACCAGUGUUGCAUACGCAGAUGGAGGAGGUGACCAUGGAAGAGGAUGAUUCCCUUAUUUUCUCUCUUGAAAGAGUUGUACCAAUCACAGAGUCCACUUCAGAAGUUGCAUGUGAGUGGAAUACUGCUGGGGUGCAGAAACUUCCGGUCAGGAGACAAGCAAAGCAUGAAAAGAUUAUGGAUGCUUCCUCUUUAAAUCCAUCUCAAGUGGAACCUAAUGCUCUUGAAGCGAACAUAGAUUCAAAUGACACUGAUAAAGGAUCAUCUUCUCAAGUAAAAUGGGAGCUUCCUGUUGAUGGCUUUAUAGAUGAUAUGUUUGACUUUGAAAAUAUGGACUAUGAUAAAAUGGAUUUUGAACCUCAGACAUACUUCUCUUUCACUGAAUUGCUGGCAUCUGAGGACAACCAGUUGGAUUUUUCUGAUGCGCCGGUUGACGUAGCAGGGAAUUGGGACAAUUCUUCUGGUUAUGGAGCAAUCACAUCCUACAACGUGCAGGAACAAUAUAUCACAGACAAUGCAGACAAAAGUCAAGAAUUAGCAGCUGUAGAACCUGUUGUUGACACAGUGCCUUGUAAGCAGUGUUUACAAACUGAACCAGCAGUCAAUCUUUGUUGUGAAGUAUGUGGAAUUUGGAUACACAACUUCUGUUCUCCAUGGGUUGAGCCUUCUUUGGACAGUAAGUGGAGGUGUGGCAGCUGUCGAGACUGGCGCUAAUUCGGACACCUGUUUGCUUAUGCACUUUUGGUUUUAUGACUAAUGCAUCCAUUUUCCAGGGGGUUGACAUUUAACAGUGUGGAAACAAGCUAAAUAUCACAAUACUGGGGAGAAGUUGGGUUCUUGUGCUUGGAUUGUACAAUUGAGGAACAUGGAACAUGCUUGAAAUAAUGGCUGCUGGAAGAAUCUGAGUUUCAGAGGUCCCUUUUUGAAUAAAUUGGGACUUGGGGCACUGUUGGUCACAAAUCUAGAUAUGAUUAGAUGUUGCUUUACAACGAUAUUCUCUUUCUGGGCAGAUGAGUUAAUGGUUCCAUUUUUUGGAA